This is a messenger RNA of Rasamsonia emersonii CBS 393.64, 894 nucleotides long. RefSeq names its product Gluconate 5-dehydrogenase. NCBI's taxonomy places the organism in Eukaryota, Fungi, Ascomycota, Eurotiomycetes, Eurotiales, Trichocomaceae. Bases 1 to 894 code for a protein of 297 amino acids. The record is from RefSeq and is a predicted model, not a curated record. Gene Ontology annotation, molecular function: oxidoreductase activity, acting on NAD(P)H, oxygen as acceptor. Gene Ontology annotation, cellular component: intracellular anatomical structure. The transcript is spliced from 3 exons.
AUGUCCGUCAACAUUGAGAACAUCCCGUCCUUUGACGCAAAGGCCGCUCGUGGCCCCCGCAGCCCGCCCGCCGACGAGAAGAAGGGCAUCUACCUGGGCACCCAGCGCCGUCUGCCCGAGUUCAUCCUCACCGACAAGGUGGUCGUCGUGACUGGCGGUGGCCGGGGCUUGGGUCUGACGCAGGCUGAGGCCCUGCUGGAGGCCGGUGCCAUUGUCUAUGCGCUCGACCGCCUGGAGGAGCCGUCGCCCGAGUUUGCCCGCAUCCAGAAGCGCGCCGAGGAGGAGUUGGGCACCAAGCUGCACUACCGCCGCAUCGACGUGCGCGACUCGGAGCUGCUGAACAAUGUCAUCGAGGAGAUUGGCAACCAAGAGGGCCGUGUCGACGGGCUGGUGGCCGCGGCGGGCAUCCAGCAGGAGACGCCGGCGCUCGAGUACACGGCCAAGGACGCCAACACCAUGUUCGAGAUCAACGUCACGGGCGUGUUCAUGACGGCGCAGGCGGUGGCCAAGCAGAUGAUCCGGUUUGGCAACGGCGGCAGCAUUGUCAUGAUUGCCAGCAUGAGCGGCACCAUCGCCAACAAGGGCCUGCUCUGCCCGGCCUACAACGCCUCCAAGGCGGCCGUCGUCCAGCUGGCCCGCAACUUGGCCGCCGAGUGGGGUCAGUACGGCAUCCGCGUCAACACCAUCUCGCCCGGCUACAUCGUCACCGCCAUGGUCGAGAACCUGUUCGUCCAGUACCCCGAGCGCCGCGACGAGUGGCCCAAGCAGAACAUGCUGGGCCGCCUGUCCAAGCCCGAGGAGUACCGUGGCGCCGCCGUCUUCCUGAUCAGCGAUGCCAGCAGCUUCAUGACCGGCAGCGACCUGCGCAUCGACGGCGGACACGCUGCGUGGUAA